Molecule: messenger RNA, 1026 nt
Organism: Talpa occidentalis (Iberian mole)
Lineage: Eukaryota; Metazoa; Chordata; Mammalia; Eulipotyphla; Talpidae
Gene: TSR3
Product: TSR3 ribosome maturation factor
Exons: 6
Coding region: 1-888 (295 amino acids)
Biological process (GO): maturation of SSU-rRNA
Molecular function (GO): rRNA small subunit aminocarboxypropyltransferase activity
Source: RefSeq, a predicted model, not a curated record
AUGGGCCGCAGGAGGGGCGCGCGCGGGCCGGGGGGCGAGGCCCGGCGCGCUGCCGGCCGCUCCCUGGAGGCCUUCGCGGAGGCGGCGGGCGCGGCGCGGCGCGCGUCCGUGGAGCCCCGCGAGGCCGAGGACCGGGGCGACCCGGGCGCCGCGCGGCUGCCCUGCCCGCUGGCCAUGUGGGAGCUGGGCCACUGCGACCCCCGGCGCUGCACCGGCCGCAAGCUGGCCCGCCUGGGGCUGGUGCGCACGCUGCGCCUGGGCCAGCGGUUCGGGGGCCUCGUGCUGAGCCCGGCGGGCUCCCAGUACGUGUCCCCGGCAGACAGACAGCUGGUGGCCCAGGCCGGGGUUGCGGUCAUCGACUGCUCCUGGGCCAGACUGGACGAGACGCCCUUUGGGAAGAUGCGGGGUGGCCACUUGCGGCUGCUGCCCCACCUGGUGGCUGCCAACCCUGUGAACUACGGCCGGCCCUGCAAGCUGUCCUGCGUGGAGGCCUUUGCCGCCACCUUCAGCAUCCUGGACUUUCCUGACCUGGCUGUGGUUUUACUGCGGAAGUUCAAGUGGGGCCACAGCUUUCUGGACCUGAACCGCCAACUCCUGGACACCUACGCGGCCUGCCAGGGCCCCGAGGAGGUGCUGCAGGCGGAGCGGGAGUUCCUGGCCCACGCGCGGGAGCGCCCGGAGGAGGAGAUGGACCCUUUCGACGUGGACUCAGGACGGGAGUUCGCCAACCCCAACAGGCCCGUGGCCGGCCCCCGGCUGCUCCCGGACAGCAGCGACAGUGACGGCGAGGACGGGUCUGAGGGCCCUGGGCCUGAUGCCGAGGACAUGGCAUCCGCAGGGGCCGACCCCCCGGAGCCUGGAGGGGAGUCAGGAAGCUGCAGAGCCUGAAGGUGGAGACAUGUGUAUUUUCCGGGCGAAGCAGCAGGGAGCACGGACACGCAGCGGGUGGGAGGCGGGCGGGCGACUGGGCCCCGGCCCCGCAAUGAAGCUGCAGGCCUGGAGACACGCGUGAUCUGUUUCUUUGCG